Messenger RNA from Rhododendron vialii, 777 nucleotides. RefSeq names its product dof zinc finger protein DOF3.5-like. The record is from RefSeq and is a predicted model, not a curated record. The transcript has a single exon. Bases 1 to 777 code for a protein of 258 amino acids. Lineage: Eukaryota; Viridiplantae; Streptophyta; Magnoliopsida; Ericales; Ericaceae. Gene Ontology annotation, molecular function: DNA binding; DNA-binding transcription factor activity. Gene Ontology annotation, biological process: regulation of DNA-templated transcription.
AUGUACUCAGAGAUUGAUCAUGAAAUGCUGCAAUUCCCACCAAGACCACUAGUAAUGGAGAGAAGGUGGAAGUCCAACGUUGAGGUGGCUCCCAAUUGCCCUAGGUGUGCCUCCCCAAACACCAAGUUCUGCUACUACAACAACUACAGCUUAUCACAACCCAGAUACUUCUGCAAAGGCUGCAGGAGGUACUGGACCAAAGGUGGGUCCCUCCGGAACGUCCCGGUCGGCGGCGGCUGCCGAAAGAGCCGCCGGUCAAAGGCGGCUUCUCGGCCGUCGCUUGAUGACCGGGCGCUGUCCAGCAUUAAUUCCCUCGAUACCUCCCCAAGCCCGCCCAGGUCACCCACGGGUGGGCCUAAAGGGUCGGGCAUUGAUCUCGCCGAGGUUUUCGCCAAGUACUUGAACCCGAAUUCGAGUAACGGGUCGGGCUUAACGGGUCCUUCGGUUCAAGUUAUCGAAGAAUCCGAUCCGUUUCUUUCGGGGAUUUCACCGAGUUUUACGGUAAGCGAUCGGAAUCCAGAAGAAGAGCGGGUUCAGGAGUUCUCGGGUCAUGAUCCCAUUUGUUUCGGGUUGGAUGAUAUGGCUAGUGAUGAAUUAGAUCAAGAGCUUUUGUGGUCCGAGGCUGCCACAACUAGUACUUUACCAAAUUUCGAGUGGCAACCGAUGGCGGAGAUGCAAGAUUUCGGAUCAUUUUCAACCGUUGAUGAUCCGUCGAAGAUUUCUCCAAAUAUUAUUGGGGAUAAUUGGAGCUUUUUCGAUCUAUCCGCCUACGUAUGA